Molecule: messenger RNA, 1486 nt
Organism: Setaria italica (foxtail millet)
Lineage: Eukaryota; Viridiplantae; Streptophyta; Magnoliopsida; Poales; Poaceae
Product: GDP-fucose transporter 1
Exons: 2
Coding region: 207-1223 (338 amino acids)
Cellular component (GO): Golgi apparatus
Molecular function (GO): antiporter activity; GDP-fucose transmembrane transporter activity
Source: RefSeq, a predicted model, not a curated record
UUUCUGAUUAAAAAGAAAGUCAUUGGAUUUGAAGCUUGUUCUACGGUUCUGCCCCACGCACGGUAUAAACCAAUCAAUCCGGCUGUCACUCUGUCCGCCACACACCCCCCCGGCAUUGCACUUGCCUUUGCAGACUUGCAGAACCCCCGGAGCCGGAGGAGGACGGAAUGCAGCUGCGCCUGCCUCGCCUCUCCCAGUGAAUUCUCAUGGCAAAGCAGUACUAUGCAACGAGUAGCCUUGUGAUAGGGUAUGCCCUGUGCUCAAGUUUGCUCUCCAUCAUCAACAAAUAUGCCGUGACAAAGUUCGGUUACCCUGGUCUCCUGACUGCUCUACAGUACUUGACAUCUGCUUCUGGUGUCUGGAUCCUUGGGAAGCUAGGUCUUCUCAGCCAUGACCCCUUCAACUUGGAAACUGCAAAGAAAUUCGCACCAGCUGCUCUUGUCUUCUACCUUGCCAUAUUCACAAACACAAAUCUCCUAUACCAUGCCAAUGUCGAUACAUUCAUAGUUUUCAGAUCUUUGACGCCACUUUUGGUUGCUAUUGCUGACACAAUUUUCCGGAAGCAACCAUGUCCUUCAAAGUUCACAUUCCUAUCCCUUGUAGUUAUCUUGGGAGGUGCAGUUGGAUAUGUGAUGACAGAUUCAGCAUUCAGUCUCACAGCGUACUCAUGGGCACUUGCAUAUCUGGUGACCAUAACAACUGAAAUGGUGUACAUCAAGCAUAUUGUGACAAACCUGGGGCUGAACACUUGGGGCUUUGUGCUCUACAACAACCUUCUGUCAUUGAUGCUGGCCCCCAUCUUUUGGUUGGUUACAGGGGAGCAUAAGGUGGUCUUUGCAGCGAUUGAAUCGAGGGGUGAAGGCUUGUUUCAACUGGGCGCCUUUGUGGCAGUGGCACUGUCAUGCGUGUUUGGGCUGCUCAUCAGUUUCUUUGGUUUUGCAGCAAGGAAAGCAGUCUCUGCCACAGCGUUUACCGUGACUGGGGUUGUGAAUAAGUUCCUUACCGUGGCUAUCAAUGUCAUGAUCUGGGACAAGCAUGCAAGUGCAUUUGGUUUGGUUUGCUUGCUCUUCACUAUCGUUGGUGGGGUACUCUAUCAGCAAUCAGUUACGACAAAAGGAAAUUCUGCGGUUCCACGAGGUCCAGUAUCUGAGCAACCUAAGGAGGGCAAUGAUAGCAUAGAGUUUGAUAACGAGAAGCAAAGCUUAGUUUCAUCUGCUAAGUAGUCCGGUGCGUGAAUUACUCACAUCUAUAGUAUUAAAUUUUGCAGAUAUAUUAUUUGGCCUUGAAUAGGCUUUUUGUGUCUCACCCUUGGAACAAAUCAAACAUGAGGGAAUACUAGUGGAAGUAGUAUUUCUAAGUUUUGCUGUUGAUUGAAUUGCUUAUGCAAUUUGUGAUGUUUCAUUUUUUAACUUCAAUAUGUAUUUUACAAUGCUCGAUGCAGUUCUGUGGCGACAGCAUAUGCUAUAUGGUUAUGAUUCAUCUUUGU